Messenger RNA from Alligator sinensis (Chinese alligator), 1453 nucleotides. RefSeq names its product programmed cell death 5 (gene PDCD5). The annotation marks the transcript as partial. Gene Ontology annotation, molecular function: DNA binding. The record is from RefSeq and is a predicted model, not a curated record. The transcript is spliced from 5 exons. Gene Ontology annotation, cellular component: cytosol; nucleus. NCBI's taxonomy places the organism in Eukaryota, Metazoa, Chordata, Crocodylia, Alligatoridae.
GGUGAGGUUCGGGGCCGGCGGGGGGCGUGGGGGCGGCCGCGAGGGAGGGCGGUGACUGAGGGGCGCUGCGGCCUCGUUGUCUUUCAGGACCCCGCGAGCGAUGUGGCGCAGCAGGAAGCCAAGCAGAGGGAGGCCGAGAUGAGAAACAACAUCUUAGCUCAAGUCCUGGAUCAAGCUGCCCGCGCCAGACUAAGCAAUUUGGCACUUGUGAAGCCAGAUAAAGCAAAAGCUGUGGAGAAUUAUCUUAUACAGAUGGCAAGAUUUGGACAGUUACCUGGAAAAGUAUCAGAACAAGGUUUGAUAGAAAUACUUGAAAAAGUGAGCCAGCAAACAGAAAAGAGAACCACAGUAAAGUUCAACAGAAGAAAAGUAUUGGAAUCUGAUGAAGAGGAUGAUUAUUAAAUGCUACUGUAAGUGCAUCUGCCAAAUUGCCAGGAAAAGCGCAAGGAACAUACUGUACCAGGCAGAAUGAUAGAGCUGAAAACGUUUACGUAUAUGUACUUUCCGUAAUUUUUUUGGUAAAGGCCAAUAAAUGAACUCAUGUUCAGUAAAAUAAAUGUAUUAGAGAAAGGGUUUUUAUAGCUUACAUUUUUGUAGUAUCAGAGGCCUGAGUGGUGUGGGUUUCUGCACUGCUUCCUUGUCACGAGCUUUCCUUUGGCGCUGCUCAGCAUGUAAGCUAUGCCACUGGCACCUGCGCACCAUUAUCUUGCUGCUGCCACCAUAGGAGAUCCUAUAACUUGGUGGGGAGGAAAGGUAUUAGGUUGCAAACAGCCACUGUCUGAAAGAAUUCCCUGCACAGUCUAAAUCACAGUACUUGAUUUAGAAACAAGAUCUCCACUGUGGGGGGUUAAUCCAGCAGUUCACUGGAUCUCAAACUAGCUGCCUGGAACCAUUCCUGGAUGUCAUGUAGAAUAAAAUGUUUGGGGAACCAAGUAGUAGAGCUGGGGCAUUGGUUCUGAGGGCCUCUUAGUAAGAAGUCUACUGGAUGAAAACUUACCAGUGUCAGUCAAACCAGUUUCCUUAUAACAUAGCCCAUCAGAUUUCUCACCAAGCGUUUGUUGCUGUAGAACAAGUUUAAAAGUUAAAGUGGAUAUUCAGUAAUGUUUAAACUUGAUUAAAUAACUAACGUAACAGCACUAUUCAGAUACGUGGUAUCAUACAAUCUUUACACUACCUCCAUUUUUAUCAAAUGGCUGGAGUAUUCCCCCCCUCCAAAAAAAAAUAGUUUGCCCUAAACUCCCUGCGACUUGCAUGCAGAAGUAAAAUUAGCCCUGUGAUGUGCCUUUAUUUGAAAAUACGGUUAUGGGAACGUGUGAUACAAAUGUUGUAACAUCCUGCGCGGUGUGAUAAACAUGUACAGGGAGAGGUCUUUUACACCAAAAAUCUCUUUUCUGAUGUGUACACAAUUCCAACUGUAAUGGGCUUGUAACAGAAUAAAAGUGUUUAAACAGAG